UGGUUGCUAGGCAACCCGAGUCAGGUGACUGUCUGCAGACAGAACAUGGCUGACCUGUCAGAAGACCAAUGAGGGAAAGGCCAAAUUUAGCAUAAUCGAUCGCUUGUGUCGCCUCUUUUCCCCGCACGUUCGAAAGCCGGUGGACGUUCCAUUGCCUGGCGUUACUAAGAUGAACGGGAUGCCAGAUGGGAUGGCAAACGGUCCGGACGGGAAUGAACACAGUGAGAAAGAUGCUCAGAUUUGGGAGAGACCGUGGACUCUGGAAGAAAUGAGGCAGAGCAGCGUCAACUGGUCUUUAGCUGCUGAUUCAGGGCUUUUCUUGUUCCUCCAAGACUUUUCUCAAAGAAUGUUGUCCAAAACACAUGAGAUUGAAAAGCAGCUGGACAGUUUGAUCCGAGACACCAAGGCCACAGACAGCAGUUUGCACUCGGUCUUCAAUGACUUCCUCAUGCUCUCCAACACACAGUUCAUCGAAAAUAGAGUGUACGAUGACGAGGUAGAGGAGCCCGUUUUGAAGGCUGAUGCUGUGGAGAAGCAGCCUGAUCAGAAAACACGCGAGCAGAAAGAAGCCGAGCUGAUCCCCAAGAUGCAAGAAGCUGUGAAUUACGGGUUAAAGGUGCUGGAGUCGGCCUUUGAGCACCUGGACAUCAAAGCGGGAAACUCUGACUCCGAGGACGAGGAGGCUAACGACAGAGGCGAGGCAAUACUGGAGGCCAAGGAUCUUUACGUGGAUAGACCUCUUCCUUUACUGAUUGGCUCCCAGGCUUUCAUGGAGCAGGACGACGUUGGCCUUGGUGACCUGUCUAGUGAUGAUAUGUCAGUGGACAGCCAGAGAGACAGUGUCAUUGAAAGCGAUGAUGGCAAAGAUGCAGAUAAUUCAGAUGAUGACUUCAUGCAGGAGGCGGAUGAUGGCCGCAUUAGUAUCAAUAAGAAGUCAUCUACGUUGAGUUAUGAGGAGGACGAAGACGACGAUGAAGACUCGGAUAUAUUCGGGGAGUCAGACAAGGAUGAUGAUGAUGCAAAGAGCACCGGGCCGUCAUCCUUUGCCGACGAGCUGGCCGCCAGGAUUAAAGGGGAACUGGUUAGCAAACCAACAGGAGAUCGAGCCUCAUUAUCAUCAAAGAAGAAAGGUAAAGGCACAAAAGAGUCAAAGCCUGCAAACUCACAUGCAGCAGCUGAAGAGGACAGCGACGACAUGUUUAAACCUCCGAAGAUGGACGACGACGACUUCUCCCCGUUUGGAGGGAAAAGUGGUCUCUUCAGUGGGGGGAGAGGCCUCUUUGAUGAUGACGAUGAGGGUGAUUUGUUCUCUGAGGCACCAAAACCUAAAUCUGUGUCCAAAGAAGACACGUCUGUGAAUAAAAACACCAGAAGCACCACUCCUGCUGCAGAAUCUGACAAACCUGGCAAGAAAAUCCCCCCCGGUGCUGUCUCAAUAUUUCCAGAUAGCAACCGUUUUAAUACAGUGGCUGACUUGAGGGAGAAUAGAGAAAAUGGAGCUCCAACAACUAAGACCCACGUUACCUCCAAACCGAGCCCCAUCGCAUCUGGAGGUAUAGAAGGGCUGUUUGAUGAAGACGAUGACGACGACUUCUUUAGCGGAAGAAGCCUGAAAAGUUCUUCAGAUGCUGCACAGGAAAAACCCAACCCCCCAAAAGCCGUUGACCUUUUUGAUGAAGACGACGAAGAUGGUGACAUAUUUAGUGAGAAGUACAGCGUCUCAACUCCAGCUCAAAAUAAGAAGGUGGAAGAGACUGUCAAGCCGCCUGAAAAGAAGAUGCCUGCAGGGGCCAUCUCUAUGUUUGGUCCUGGGACUAAAAGCUUACUCAGUGAGGGCCUGAAGAGGCGUCAGCCGUCCAUCCCCAGUGAGGAGUCUGAAAAAUCAGAAAAGAACGGGCUUGUUCCAGAUGUUGUAACAACUGCUGACCAGACCCAGAAAUCCUUGACAAGUAGCCUCUUUUCUGAUGACGAAGACACACAAGUAUUUCCAACUAUCCCCAAGAGUCAGUCCAAUCCUGAAACGACAAGCCAGGGCAUACUUAGCAAGCAUCAUGUGUCGUUAUUUGAUGAUGAUGAAGAGGAUCUCUUCGCAUCGGCAUCAAAGUCUAGCGCAGCUAAAAUCACCACACCACAGCCCAGUAAAGCUAUCUCCAGCUCACUCUUUAGUGAUGAUGAGGACCAGUGGCUAAAUCCCAAAGUCAGUGUCGCCAAGCAAGAGAAUAAGACGAGAGGAAUGAAACCAAGUGCCAGCGCCCCUUCCAACCUCCCCAGUGUCACAAUGUUGCAGAAAAGCAGCCUGUUUGAUGAGGAUGACGACGACCUGUUUGCUCCAGCAAAAGAAUCAAGUCAGAAGAAACCCCAGAAGGUUUCUCUCUUGUUUGAGGAUGAAGAUGAUGAUAGCGGGUCCUUGUUUGGCAUCAAACCAGAUGACAACACAAAUAAACCAACAAAACCCAAAUCACAAGAAGAUUCAGAUGAAAGGAAGGUGCCAGAAAAGCCAUCAGUGCCAGAAAAGCCAUCAGUGCCAGAAAAGCCGCCUGUGCCAGAGAAAGCAGCAGUAAAGCCUACUGAGACACUGCUGUCAUCACUUGAGGGUGGUGAAAGUAAAAAGAAGCCUGUUGGAGCCGUCAGUUUGUUUGGGGGCAUUGACGUUUUUGCCAACAAGCAGACAAAGAUCAUUUUGGAUGACGACUACGACGACAAUGUCCCGCCACCAAUCAUCAAAACGCAGGAGAAAGUAAAAUCUUUAAGUCUGUUUGAUGAUGAUGAAGAGGAGGAUGAGCUUGCUCCAAUUGUCCCCCACAGCAAACCUACAACCAGAGACCCUCCAAAGCCUGUUGAGGAGCAACCACAGGCGAAAAGCACGGGUGUGUUCCUGGAUGAGGAGUUGUUGUUUAGUUCCACGCAGCAGAAGGACAAUGAUCCAGAUGUUGACCUCUUUGCCCCCUCAGAGAGAACGACAAGCGCCAAGCUCAGCUCGGUGAAGCCGGCGACACCAAGUCUGUUCUCAGAGGACGAGGAGGAUGACCUCUUCAGCUCCAACAAGCCCAAAACUCUUCCGCCGAAAGUAGCAGAGAAACCUAGUAUGUCUAACGACAGAGCACCGCUAAGCCAUCCAGAACCAGAACCAGUGUCAGAGAUUCAGAAACCUGUACCAUGUCCUGCAAAACCUAAAGAGCCGUCAUCAAGGAUUGGCAAACUUCAAGCAAGUUUGAAGAUCAACCCAUCAGUGUUGCUCCCUGGUUUGGCCCCAAGUAUGCCUGGGGCUGUGAGUGUACUCCCUGGUCUGGAUCCUAAUUCAUCUUCUGGGGUAUCCAGCUCCAGCCUGAGCCCCAGCCCAGCUACGACUCCUAUUGGAAGCCAGGCUAACAUUGAGGGGGGAGUGAGCUUCGACACGCCACAGCAGGCUUCCACUUUGCAGAGUGCACACAAGAGUCGCGUCAAAGGCUCUAUACGUCGAAGACCUCCGUCUAGAGCGGCAAGGCAGCAAGCGUUUGAAAGAUCUGUAGAGGAGCAAGAAGUGAUCCCUGGUGGACACAUUCCUGAGUCUUCUCCAGAUGACUCAAGCCGGACUCCUGUUUCUGAGGUUGCAGCACUAAUCACGUCCUUGCCUGACUCUCUACCUCCUCAACCGCCUCCCACUGAAAUACCCACCAAGCCCUCUGUACCGACGCUGCCUCUGUCCCCAAGUGCCACAAAGCAGGACUCUAGUAAGGACCACAACCAAGGGAAGGAAUCGCCUCCCCUUGAGGAGGAUGACCUUUUUGGUUCCGACAGCCUCUUUGGCUCCAUCACAAACACCCCUAUCACCAAACCCACCACAAAGGAGGUCCAGCAUCCGGCAGGCACAGGCGAAAGAGUGAAGAAAGAUAAAAGCAACCUUCCAUCUAUUUUUGAUGAGAACAAGAACAGCGAUGACCUCUUCCAAAAGGUUAAGUCGUCAUCAAAGACAGUCAAGGCCUCAUCCUCUUUACAAGACGACGACGAGGACAUCUUUGGAGUAAUCUCACCAACGCCCCCAUCCUACAGUAGUAGCAUCCCAAAGAGCAGCAAUAGUUUUUCAAAGCAGGACAUUUUUGAGGACGACAACAUAACCACUUUGCCAAAAGUCCACGAUAAGGAUAAGGAGAAAGACAAGCCCGUCGAUUUCAGCCUGUUUGACGACGACGUGGACAUCUUUGCCGACCCGACAGACAUUUUUACACCGAAACAGAAGACGAAGACAAAGGGAGCGACUGAGUCCAUAUUUGACGACGAAAUGGAUGACAUCUUUUCGCCAAGCACAGUCAAACCUGCCGCUAAGGCGACUCCGAAAUUAAAAAAUCCGCCCCCUUCCCAGGAGAGCAGCACGGCAACGGCGGACUCAAGCAACAUAUUUGAUGAUCCACUGAAUGCUCUCGGUAGGAAUUGAACUAUUUUGAUGAGCUUUAUAUUGUAAAUCAACUCUUUUGAACAUGUAGAGAUCGGACAAACUGUUAACGGAGCUAUUUAUUCAUAUCAAUGCGAUCAUUUUGUGUACUGCAAAUAAAUCAUGUCAUUGCGUCAAACCCCAUUAUGUAACAAUUAAUUAAAUACUGUUAAUGGUUAUUAUACGUGAUAGCACUUUAUAAGCAUAACCAUGUGCUUAGCCUCAAAGCCUGGGAGAAAUUAACAGUAGAUUGUUUUUGAAUGUUUGUUUGGCUUUGCCAUGUUGAGAUUCUAUAGGUUUUGUGCCCAUGCCAUGUUUAUAUCAAUCAGUGUUCUUUUUUUCCCACUGUCUUAAGCUUUUUGACCAUGUUUUUAUCAACAAGAAGCUCAAGCAUUUCUUAACUUUUGCUGUGAUAAAAGGAAAUGUCAUUUUUAUUAAUAACUAAAAGGAAACAUAUUUUAUACUA
Nerophis ophidion (straightnose pipefish) is the source of this 4874-nucleotide messenger RNA. It is a transcript of the gene washc2c, whose product is annotated as WASH complex subunit 2C. Bases 170 to 4411 code for a protein of 1413 amino acids. Gene Ontology annotation, cellular component: early endosome; WASH complex. The transcript has 31 exons. The record is from RefSeq and is a predicted model, not a curated record. Gene Ontology annotation, molecular function: retromer complex binding; phosphatidylinositol phosphate binding. Lineage: Eukaryota; Metazoa; Chordata; Actinopteri; Syngnathiformes; Syngnathidae. Gene Ontology annotation, biological process: protein localization to endosome; retrograde transport, endosome to Golgi.